GAGAGUCCCACCCGGCAGCCACAGACCCCGGUCCGCAAGCCCCUCCCUUCACCUCUCCCCGCCCUGGCGCCGGGCACGGGCCGCGCUCCCUCGAAGCGGCAGGGCCCGCAGUCGGCCAUGGCGGCGGGCGCCGGGGCCAGGCCGGCGCCGCGCUGGCUGAAGGCGCUGGCGGAGCCGCUGAGCGCGGCGCAGCUGCGGCGGCUGGAGGAGCACCGCUACAGCGCGGCGGGCGUCUCGCUGCUCGAGCCGCCGCUGCAGGUUUACUGGACCUGGCUGCUCCAGUGGAUCCCGCUGUGGAUGGCCCCCAACUCCAUCACCCUCCUGGGCCUGGCCAUCAACCUGCUCACCACGCUCGUGCUUAUCUCCUACUGCCCCACGGCCACCGAGGAGGCACCAUAUUGGACAUACCUUUUAUGUGCACUGGGACUCUUUAUCUACCAGUCACUGGAUGCUAUUGAUGGGAAACAAGCCAGAAGAACGAAUUCUUGUUCUCCCUUAGGGGAACUUUUCGACCACGGUUGUGACUCUCUUUCCACAGUAUUUAUGGCAGUUGGAGCUUCGGUUGCUGUGCGCUUAGGAACUCAUCCUGACUGGUUGUUUUUCUGCUCUUUUAUUGGGAUGUUCAUGUUUUAUUGUGCUCACUGGCAGACUUAUGUUUCAGGUGUAUUGAGGUUUGGAAAAGUGGAUGUAACUGAAAUUCAGGUAGCUUUAGUGAUCGUCUUUAUAUUAUCUACACUUGGAGGAGCAACAAUGUGGGACUAUACGAUACCCAUUCUAGAAAUAAAAUUGAAGAUCUUUCCAGUUCUUGGAGUAGUAGGUGGAGCAAUAUUUUCCUGUUCAAAUUAUUUCAAUGUUAUCCUCCAUGGUGGUGUUGGCAAGAAUGGAUCCACUAUAGCAGGCACUAGUGUUUUGUCACCUGGACUCCACAUAGGAAUAAUUAUUAUAUUGGCAAUAAUGAUCUAUAAAAAGUCAGCAACUAAUGUGUUUGAAAAGCAUCCUUGUCUUUAUACCCUGAUGUUUGGAUGUGUCUUUGCUAAAGUCUCACAAAAAUUGGUGAUAGCUCACAUGACCAAAAGUGAACUGUAUCUUCAAGACACUGUCUUUUUUGGCCCAGGUCUUUUAUUUUUAGACCAAUACUUUAAUAAUUUUAUAGACGAAUAUGUUGUUCUUUGGAUAGCAAUGGUCAUUUCUUCAUUUGAUAUGAUGAUGUACUUUAGUGCUUUGUGCCUGCAAAUUUCAAGACACCUUCAUCUAAAUAUCUUCAAGACUUCAUGUCAUGAAGCACCUGAACAGUCUGUAGACCUUAAGCCAUACGAUGAAAUAAUCAAAAUUAAAGGAGUAAUGAACACAUACUGUGUCUUAGACAAUAAAAAGGUAUAUUGAAAAAAUAGUGAAAGGGGAUUAUUCUUUAAAAGGAAAAAAUAUGUAAAUUAAGUACAUAGAAAUCACUCUGGAGUACUUAUUUUGCCUCUAACUAUUGGUAAACUUUUUAAAGUGUUUGGAUAGGACUUUUUAAAGUGUUUGAAUAGUACUUAAGAUUUACAUUCCAACUUUGGCUUAAAAGGGAAGUCCUUUACAAAAUGCAGAAAAAAAAUUGGAACUGUCUCCUUAGAUAAUCAUUAAUUUUUUCUUGUAUAACUUAUCACAGCUAGAAAAAGAGAAUCAGUAUGGGCUUAUUUUUUAGGCUUGGAAAAUCUUAACUAAGGUAAAAGUGGGUAAUAGGGGUAAAAAUUAGAAUUUAAAACAUGGAAAAACAGGAGAAAAUCACUCCUUUUCCUCCAAGGGCAUAUUUUUGUUUUGACUGAUUCAAUGAAAGCAAUUUCAGCAAAAAAUAGUAAGUUUAACUUAUUUCAAACAAAUG
Neofelis nebulosa (Clouded leopard) is the source of this 1861-nucleotide messenger RNA. RefSeq names its product choline phosphotransferase 1 (gene CHPT1). Gene Ontology annotation, biological process: phosphatidylethanolamine biosynthetic process. The transcript is spliced from 9 exons. Gene Ontology annotation, molecular function: ethanolaminephosphotransferase activity; diacylglycerol cholinephosphotransferase activity. The coding region runs from base 118 to 1383 and encodes 421 amino acids. Lineage: Eukaryota; Metazoa; Chordata; Mammalia; Carnivora; Felidae. The record is from RefSeq and is a predicted model, not a curated record. Gene Ontology annotation, cellular component: endoplasmic reticulum membrane; Golgi apparatus.